Debaryomyces fabryi is the source of this 4308-nucleotide messenger RNA. RefSeq names its product Sfi1p (gene SFI1). Bases 1 to 4308 code for a protein of 1435 amino acids. The record is from RefSeq and is a predicted model, not a curated record. Lineage: Eukaryota; Fungi; Ascomycota; Pichiomycetes; Serinales; Debaryomycetaceae. The transcript has a single exon.
AUGUCUAAUACUUCUUUAAAUGAGCUUCUACAAAAGACAAUUAAGGACUUACAUACACUUCAUUUAUACCCAAUAGCACAUUCUGCUUCGGAGUACGAAACUCUUCUUGAAGAAACAAUACAGAGGAUACUUCAAUUACUAAAUUAUCAUGAUAAACUUUAUUACGAAUUAAAUUUGAAUGUUUCACCAAGCUGUCCUGACAUAGGGUCGUUAUCAUUGUUAUACUAUCUUAAUAAGUCCUCACCUCACGACUCAGAGCGAAUAACAAAUUUGAAUAUUUUCUCUGUUAUCCAGUCGUACCAGAAUCAAGGAAUAUAUAACAAAUCUACAAGAUCUUUUGUUCUCAAGCAAUUGAUUGAAAUCCUUUCGGUUAAUGAUUCCAUUUCAGAUGAGAAGAAGCCAAAAAGAAUAAAAGAAUCCUUCUCCACAAUAUUGGUACGAUUUUCUGAACUAUUGGAUUUCUUUAUUAGACUUCAUUCUAAAUCGGAGGAGAGGUUGGUUUAUUAUAUUAAUCAAUGCUUUAACUAUGAAUUAAAUCUUUAUUCUAAUUUGCAGGAUAAAUUAGAUUCUGGAUUGAGUUUAGAUGACCACGAUACAGAAAAAAUGGUUUCCUUGUUAGAUGACUUUAUUGGAAAUAAGAACUACGAAGAGAAAGAACAAGACGAAAAUAAAGAAUUGACAGAUACGUCCAUCUUUAGUUACGAAUCAAACAAAUUUGCUUCUGCUGUAGGUAUAGCUGAAUCACCAUUGAAUUUCAAAUGUAAUGAUCAAAACUUUUCCAAUUUGUACCAGUUGUUCCUUCAAGUAUCAUCUUUUAAGAGAUUUCAAGGGAAAUCGAAAUAUUCAUUUAAUGAUUAUUCUAAAUAUAUAAGAAUAAUGAUUAACUUGUAUAAAAAAUCAACCAACAUAGAUACAAUAGAGAUCAACGAUUUCGAAUACAAAGAAAUGAAAUUCAAUACUUUCUACAAUUUUUUUUUAAGUGAUCAGUCUAGUCAAGGGCCAAUAUUACCUACUAAAUUUGAAGAAAUCAACAAACGAGUAAUAAUGAAAAUAGUGAUGUUUCCAGAACUGUAUUACGAAAAUAAAUUUAAAUUGCAUAAUGAGGUAAGUGGGGGAAUGAGUAAUUACUUAAAUCAGCCAGCAAAUGAUGAAAUUCAUUUGAGUUAUGACAGACUGAAAGAUCUGGACCCCGAUUUCUUUACUGGUGUGGUUGGGAGUAAAAUCGAGAAAGCAGAUCAAAUUCAUACACAACUUAAGUCUACCGAUCACUCAUAUACGAAGGAAGAUCAGUUGAUUUUAAUAAAUAAUUUAAGGCAUAUUAUUCCCCUAUUAAAUGAGUUCAAUUUUGAUUUUAAUAUUAAUUUUCCAUCCAUUUUGAAAUACUACUUGCAUUUGCUUUAUCAAGAAUUCCCGGAAAUAAGUAAUCAGGAAGAUGUGCAUUUUGUCGAAAGUAUUGUUGCUUUGGUUGAUACUAUUACUGAUUACGAGAAUGAAGAUGUUACCCUGGAAGAAUAUAACAUAAGAGAUACUGUACUUCAAUUCUAUCAAUUGCAUACCUAUUUGAACAAGGAAGUAAUAUCGGAUGAAGAACCUCCUCGUACCAUGUUGAUGAAAUUAUCAAUAUGUGAAUAUUACUCGAAUUUCAAACUAAGAUAUGACAUCUUUCAUAGAUGGAACUAUAAGACUCUCGCGAUUAGCCAGCUCGAAUAUAAUUUAAGUUAUGAGUGGCUGCCGAAGAAUAAUAAUUAUCUAAAGAAGAAAAUUUUAAAAAGGUGGUUUAGCAAAAAGCUUAAGCUUGACAAAUUGGAAUCAGCGACAACGAACUUUUAUGAAAAAGAUAUUUUGUGUAAGACCUUCAGAGAUGUUUGGCUAUCACGCUCAAUAAAAUACAAAGAACUCAAUAACAAAGGAAGCUGUCGAUAUGAAGCAAAGAUGUUUAACUUGUGGUAUCGCAAGUUGAAUUAUACCCAAACAUUGCAAAUUAAGGCAAUGAACUUCAAUAAAAUACACCUUUUGAAGGUCUAUUUUAAAUAUAUUUAUACUAAAUUUCAAAGAAAUGAAGAUUUAUACCUGAUAGCCCUUGAUAAUUAUGAGAUGUUAAUUCAUAAAGAUAAUUCAAGUUUGAAAAGAUUGAUUAUAAAUACAUGGUAUUCUAAAAUGAAUUUAAAGAUUGAACCCAAUUUCAUUAACAGGAAUCAAGAGUAUGAACUGCCAACAAUUACUCAGUUAAAUGUUGCAACUAGUUUAGCUCCUCCUUCAACCUUAAGUGAAAAGUUGCGUAGAUUGGGAAAUGUCGAAAAAUAUGUUAUAUUCUCGAAGUAUUUCAAAAUUUUAAAGCAUGCAAAAAACAUGCAACACAUCUAUAAUCAGACUCGAAUAAAAAACAAUAAGAUAUUUCUUGAAUUCUUUUUCUCUGAGCAAUGGUUGAAGAAGACAAAAUUGCAAACUAAAGCCAAAUAUAUUAUUCAAGAAAAACACAUCAUGAUAAAAUCCAAUGCAUUUCUUCAUUGGAAAGAAUACAAAAAUCUUAAUAACAUUGCUGAUAAGUUUAAUAGAAGUAGCAUGUUGAAGAAGAGUUUGAGAAAAUGGAAAUUAGAAUCUACAAUGACCUCGUUCAGUUUUAACAGCCAUGAUCGAAGGUCUUUAAAGGAAACUCCAAAUUCUAGCAAGUUAAGGUAUUAUUUUAAUAAGUGGUUGUUAUCUUAUCAACAGAAAUACCUUCAAUAUAAGUCAGAACUGAAACUAAAACUAGAAGCUUUUAAAACAAUUAGCAAUAAGUUCAAGGUAAAUAAUGACAAUGUAUCUCAAGCUAUUCAAUGUGACAUAUAUAACACCAAUUACAGAAUUUUAAUUAAAUGGAUCUUCAAGUACAGAAAAAAUGAGCUGAUGAAUACCGUAUCAGAUUUAAACUUCCAAAGAAAAUACUUAAAUAAAAUAAUUGGGAAGCAUCAUUUAUAUACAAAAGAUUUUGCGUCCAUUAUCGGAGAAUUCGGUCGUGAUGAUAUUUCAGGUAAAAACAGACCUAAUUUUAAUGAUCGUUUAACUUGUUUAGUUGCAAUACGUACUUGGCAACGUCGCUAUGAUUCUAGGUUUCAAAUAUCUGCAAACUCUAAGAUCAAGUUUUUCAACAACACUGUUAUAAGUCCAAACCGUAUUUCUAAAUACUUAUUUUUAUGGGUCAACAAAUACAAUGAGAGAGAAACAAUAGCUUCAUAUUUGGAUGCUGAGUGCGAUAGAUUCGUUAGAACAUCCUCCUUAAAGAGGGUAUUUUUUAACAAAUGGGGAUCAGCUACACAAGGAAAGUUAAAUUUAACUCUUCGUGCGGAAGAGUUUGAAACAAGGCUUCUAAGCAAAAAGUUUUUGGUUAUAUGGUACGACCAAUUCCUUCAUGUCAAUCGAUAUUUAAAUGAAUUAAGUGAUGAAUUUAUAAGCCAAAAAGAAAUCCGCAAGUUUAGAGAAACUUUAAGUCAUUGGUCGAUGAAAUACAUCAAGAAUGUUGAAAGACAUCAUCAAAGUUGUGUAUUAUUUGUGAAAAGAUGGCAAAAUGUAAAGUCAAGAUCUAUCUUAGAAUUGUGGAUAUAUAAAUUGAGAGAACGGCAAAACGAGAACCAAAUGAGCAAUAGCUCUCUCGUCGAUAAAGAAAGCAGUUUGAUCAAUAAUCAGUCACCGUUAGCAAAAAAGUCAUUAACGAGAAAUACCACUAAUGCUAACAAUAAUGAUGAUUUGAAUACCAGCUACUUGUAUACUCCAUUAAAACCGCGGACUGAUGGUGUCCCUUUAACGCCUCAUUAUUCUAAUGGCACGGUUGGAGGCAGUCCUACAAAAUUGCAAGAGACAACGUUAAGACUUAAACAUGAACGGAUAGAUGCAUUGCGAAAACAUUUUGGUAAAGCUAAAGCUACAUCCACGCCAAGGAAAGAGCACAAGAUUUCAAGCCACAAUACUCCAUCAUUGAUUAACCGCAACAAUUCAAGAUUUAUACGACUUUCACCUCCUAAAUAUAAUACCUAUAAGCCUAUUUUACCACCAAAGCCUCCCAAUUUUAGUAUAGCAGAAGUGCCAUUGCUUGAUCAGCUUUCGCCUAAUCAAGAUAAAUCUAGUCUGUCAAAAAUUCUGAGUGCUAUUACUAACGAUAAUGAAAAGUCUAUAAUUGAAACAGCCAAAAGAAUGCGGCGCAUAACCCCCAUUUUUGUUCCAAUUGAUGAUGACAUUGAUGAACCAAGAUUUUCUCCAGUGAAGAAGUUGAAAGAAAAAUUAAAGAACAAUUUAAUUGAAAUUUCACCAACUAAGGAUACAGGUAGGGUUUGA